Messenger RNA from Nematostella vectensis (starlet sea anemone), 3856 nucleotides. RefSeq names its product rho guanine nucleotide exchange factor 7. The coding region runs from base 155 to 2596 and encodes 813 amino acids. NCBI's taxonomy places the organism in Eukaryota, Metazoa, Cnidaria, Anthozoa, Actiniaria, Edwardsiidae. The record is from RefSeq and is a predicted model, not a curated record. Gene Ontology annotation, molecular function: protein binding; guanyl-nucleotide exchange factor activity. The transcript is spliced from 28 exons.
CCACCCCUCCCUUCAUUAAGCUGUGUUUUCUGUCAUAAAAAUACCUUCGGUAGUUUGACCCCUGAUGGCCGAUAUGAAGUCGAGGACGCGAUCUUUUGGUGAAUAGAAAAGCUCGCAGUCCUUAUAGAUCUCGACGGAUUGUGGACAGAUCAUAAUGGGGGUCAGAUCAGAGCAUUUCAGCUCUUGGCUCACAUCGCUUGGUCUGCUCGAGCAAAAUGAAUUCUUCAGCGAUGGUUCGCUUUUAGAAUACCUUCACAAUUGUAGUGUUCUCUGUCAUUUAUUGAAUUUAUUACGGCCGGGGCUCAUUCAUAAGAUAUUCGAUAAACCGAGCUCAGAGGAGGAGAGAGUUGGUAAUUUUAGAGCUUUCUUGAACGGAUGCCAAGAAAUCGGAGUCAACAGUGAAGAGGUUUUUACGUUAGAUGACCUUGAAAGCGAAGAUGGGAAAGAGCAAGUGCUGAGGACUUUGGAAAUCCUAGAAAAUGCGGCUAACGAUCAUGGUAUUCUGGGCAGCCCUUCACUGAACAGUCCAGAACGCACUUUGAAAAUUGAGACUAAUCCAACCAAGGCAGCCGGUGACAGUUGUGGUAUGUUUAAUUGCUGGGCCACAAAAUGCGGAAAACGACAAAGCAUCAAACUUGACGACAUGUCUGAGUUUGCCCGAGGAGGGGGGGUGCGGCUAGUUAAGGCCACCUUUCCUUUUGAGGGAACAGACGAGGAUGAGAUUUGCUUUGCCAAGGGAGAUAUCCUGGAGGUCACAAAGGUUGUGGAUGGAGGCUGGUGGGAAGGCACAUUAAAUGGGAAAAAUGGCUGGUUUCCAAGUAAUUAUGUCAAAGAGAUUUCUGCAAGUCCAGAAAUACCAGUAACACCAACCACACCCAUCCCACUGCCAUUAUCUGCUACCAAGAGAGACAGUACAAGAGUUUACCACAACCUAGUUGUACAGAAUAUCCUUGAUACAGAAAGAGCUCAUGUCAGUGAACUUCAGGCAUUAUUACAAAACUACUUAAAACCUCUGCAGUAUUCAAAUAUAUUAUCUCCAAGAGACCUGAAAGUCCUCUGUGGAAACUUUGAGGAACUUGUGCGAUUUCAGCAGACUCUGUUUGGCAUUUUGGAUGAGUGUGCCCACUUGCCUCUCAGUAGUCAAAGAAUAGGAGCAAAUUUCCUGCAAAUAGCUCCCCAGAUGAAAGAACUCUACCUUACAUAUUGUGCCAACCACCCUAGGGCAGUGGAAGUACUAACUAAAUACAGUGAUGAGUUGUCAGCAUUCAUUGAGAGCAAAGGCGCGCCCGCACCAGGGAUACUUACUCUCACGACUAGUCUAAGCAAGCCGUUCUGUCACUUGGACAAAUACCCAACCUUGCUCAAAGAGUUGGAGAGACAUUUAGAGGAUGGCCACAUAGACGAGUUGGACACCAAGAAGGCGAUCCCUGUCUUUCAAAAUAUCAAGACGAGUUGUAACGAAAUGAGGAAGAAGAAAGAGACAGAGUUGGAAAUCUUAACAGGGACCAUAGAGGGCUUGGACCAAGAGGAGAUUAACAAGCUGGGUGACGUCAUCCUGAUGGCGCAGUUCCUGAUUCAUGGGGAUGAGGGAGAGGUUCGUGAGCGCUACUUCUUGCUCUUCUCAUCGUGUCUCAUCAUCCUGUCCGUCAGCGCCAAACUCAGCGGUUUCUGCUUUGAGCGCAAAUAUGACAUUUCUAACAUAUCAGUGCGGUCUCUGGAAGACACUGAAGGGAUUCUAAACGCAUUUGAAAUCAAAGCUAAUGGUGACGUAAUGAAGCUCUCAACCAACCACGCACCAGAAAAGGCGGCCUGGAUGGAAACACUUCCCGAGCUCCUUGGCCAGUCAGGUGUUAGCCCCACGUUAAGCGACCGGUCGCCUUGGGAGGUGCGGCAUGGAGGACAGGCUGUUGGCACCGAUAAGCCCAGUCCCCCUCGUAAUGAGGCCACAGGGUCCCCGCCUGGAUCAGCCACGCUGAAGAAGUCAAGUGGGACCAUGACAGGCUCACAGGGCUCCGACAUCGUGCGUACCAUGUCAACGUCACACUCGACUGAGAUGACCGCCAUUGGCUCAGUCCCCUCCAGUCCUCAACGGGCCAAGCGCUGGGACAUCUCAAAAUUACGACCUACCCCUCCCCUACGGCCAGCGUACGCGCUUAUGGCCAAAGAGCCGGACACGUCCAUGGGUCGCUCAGUCAAAGGUCUGCUUCAUGCGACCAAGAAGAAACAAGACUUCUCCGUCAUGCAGUGCUUCCCACAUGGUUGUCUUACCAUUAGUCCACUUUCUACUUUCAAAACUUGCACUGCGGAUUGUCGUGCAAAAAGUGAAAUCACAGAUGAUGAGAGAAACAGUAGAUCCUCUACUUCCACGGGGAGUACCACACACGUACUAGAAGAGGAUAUGUUGAUUCUGAGGGUCAUCGAGUCUUACUGCACGAGUGCAAGAGCAAGGCAAACUCUGAAUUCUGAAGACAUCGUUGACGGUGGAGACGAGAACACCUUCUCCCGGCACCAUCGCCCCCGAGGAGCCAUGAUCCACGUGCUGGCCGCAGGCUGCUGCCCGGGUUUUACAGGGAAAGGCCGUCUUCUAACAUACUAGGGAACUAUAGAGAACCUUCCACUACAUACUAAGUAUCUUGAGUUAAUUGUUGAGAUGACCUUUACAAGAAUGGAGUGUCGCUAACAUACUAGAUAAGUUGCAAAGGAGUUGUCUUACAUUCUCGAAUAUUAGUGGAAUCGUUCGCCUACUAGAUAACUAUAGGAAAGAUUCGCGGUUCUCUUUCGUACUAGAAAAAUGAAUGUAACCCCACAAGGCAAGAGUCGUCUGUUUAAAUAUUGAGAAUGAUAGCUCAUUGUAAAAGGUUACCUUAUCAACGUAAAGUCUAUGCUAUAGUAGAUGCGUCAUGUAGGGAUUGUAGGAAAAAGACAUUUGUAACAGUGAUCUUUCCAAGUUACGCACUAGAGAGGAGUUUACUAUUUUACUGUAGUUCAUAGUCUAGUAAAUCAUUCUUUUUAUACCAUUUAUCCUUUGACUUUCCUGAGGCAAAAUACAAGCUGCCUACAUACUUCUUUUAGCGUCUAAAAAAACUGUGAGAGUUAACUGCUUGGGCAGCUAACCUGGUGUACUUUGCCUGAUCGAAGGGCUUCUUGGUGCAGUAGAACCAAGCACCUUGCAGCAUGCGUUACCGGAUUGUGUUUUAUUUCUAUGUUGUAAAAAUACGCUCAAGUUAGGUUUGGCGGUUAAUUAGACGUUACAACAGGAGGGAGGAGUUGAAGGGGGCAUGUUUUAUCUUUAAGGGUGUUGGGACAUUUCUCUGAGGGUCGAUUUUCCCGCCUAAAAGUGCGAAGUUCCCGGAUGAUCGCGCGCGCGCCUAACAACCGAAUCGCUAAGUAACGAGAAAUUUCCCAACACCCUUAAAGAUAAAGAUAAGUCCCUUGUACAGGCUGGGAAGAAUUUCCGUCGUAGUUAAUGUGGUGGUGUUUGAGGAAGGCAGUCAUUGGUGACCUUCUUCUACAAAGAAGCUCAAAGUUAGUGAAUAAGAGAAUACAGUAGAGGUAGUAACUCGAAUCCCAGCUGCUAACUCGAAUUCAGAUAACUAGUAUUUACCUUGAACUAAGUGAUUUAUCUCUCUAUUCAAAAUAAGCCAGGUUCUUUUGUACGUUUAUUUUAUGCUUUUUACAUGAUAUAUAAAAAAAAAACCGGUUCCCAAAACAACGUCUUUCUUCGCUUAUAUGUUGAUGCCUGUCACCAUUGUAAUUUACGAAUAUUUUUGUACUUUUAUUUUGCAGCAUGUAUGAAAUAAUUGCUUUUUUACCGUUUUAGAAGUACUAUAAAUAAAAGUAAUUUUUUAAUCUUUCA